Pyricularia grisea is the source of this 213-nucleotide messenger RNA. RefSeq lists its product as uncharacterized. Lineage: Eukaryota; Fungi; Ascomycota; Sordariomycetes; Magnaporthales; Pyriculariaceae. The coding region runs from base 1 to 213 and encodes 70 amino acids. The transcript has 2 exons. The record is from RefSeq and is a predicted model, not a curated record.
AUGGGCCUUUGCUCCACCCAGCAGCUGCUGGUGAAGCUGGCGUUACGCCCGACCCGCCUCCAUUUUGUCUCGUUUAAGCGAAACCCUUUCCCGGAAGAGAUAAUGCUGUUGGCUAAAGAUAAUCAGUCACCUUGCAGAUUUUCAUGCUCACCGACUUCUUUCAUGGAGCAGGAAGUGGAACUUGCUCUAUAUCAACUGCGACGUGAAGCUUGA